Molecule: messenger RNA, 2613 nt
Organism: Wickerhamiella sorbophila
Lineage: Eukaryota; Fungi; Ascomycota; Dipodascomycetes; Dipodascales; Trichomonascaceae
Product: Mediator of RNA polymerase II transcription subunit 5
Exons: 1
Coding region: 1-2613 (870 amino acids)
Biological process (GO): regulation of transcription by RNA polymerase II
Cellular component (GO): mediator complex
Molecular function (GO): transcription coregulator activity
Source: RefSeq, a predicted model, not a curated record
AUGCUUCAAACCCUGACCGAAACGGCCUUAGCUAGACGAUGGGCUCCCUCAUUGUUUUCGAGGCUAUGUAGUCAAUUACAGGACACGUGCGAAGUAUCACAGGCGGAGCUAGACUGGAUGCUAGAAGCGGUUGUCGCCGAUAACGUUCCCAACGUGCCGUUACUGGAAUACAUCCUCACCGUCGCUCUCGACCAAAAGUCUGUUCUGCCUCUGGAGACAUUGCUGGCUCAAUGGGCGUCCAAAUCGCCUGAAAACCGUUCGCAGUCAGACAAACUGCUCAUGAUUUAUAUUUCCCGGGGAAUUUCGCAGUUGCGCGUCACACCAGACCGAGUAGCCCGGCUAGGAGAAGCCCUUGAUGUCAUUCUGGAUCAAGCCAUUUCGGGUAGCCCUGAAAGCCUGUUUCUGCUGCAUAAAAUGGGGAAUAAUGGUGUUUUGCGGCGUAUUGCAGAUCUUAAUUAUGAAUGGCGGCUGAAAUGUGAAGCCAAAGUCCGCAAUCUGGCCGGCCCAGAAAUCGCUGGACUGUUCACUUUUGAUACUUUGGAAGCUGCAACCGGUGAAGCCGUUCAGGUCGACACGGUAUCCUACACUCCAUCAAAGACUUUCAGAUUGUUGUGGCUCGAUACUGCGGUGUCUAGGCUCGAGCAUCUCGAAAGUUCGGCGUUUUUGCAGCAGUUGGAUAUUCUCUGGCCAAACGAACGAACACCCACGCUUAUUUAUGAGCUGACGCUCACUGCUUUUGAUGGAUGUGCUGUUGCUGCUAAUUCUCCAGAAAGUGCCGUUAGCUUCGGGCUUUGGACGGGUUUAUUGUUGAAAAGACUGCCCCUCGUCAUUCAAGAUUUGCUUGCUCGCGAUUCAGCAAAUCCUACCGCCGAUAGCGCCCUAUCAAGAGUUUUGACUACAAUGGAUAAAAAGAUCAUUGAAAUUGUGGAUGCUUCUGAUCUCCGAGCAAGUUUUAUUCGGACGUGCAUUGAUCUGGGGGUAUGCGAUUCCACGGUACUGCAUGUUCUUCACAAAAACCACCCUGCUCGCCACGAAGAUCCUACGGUUGCUCUAGAGGGUACCAUCAAAGUGGAUGAUAUCGCACGCAAUAUUAUAGCCCAAGACUUUGAAAAAGUCAGCUGGGAAACUAGCAUUGCCGUAAAGCUUGUCCAUGAAUAUGCGAGCCAUGGACCGUUGCGUCAAAAGGCGAUUGGUUCACAGUUCCUGAAACUAUUUCUGAAAUCCUCCUCAAUUUCUAUGCGGCAUCACGUUGCUCUGCUUUGCGGUGCUCUCAUUGUCUACCCUACAGCUUGCGACCAUUUAUUCCUGCAUGUGCCAUUGCGGGUUGUCCUUGACGUUUUGCUUGCUCAUCUGGACAAUGCGGCCAAUGCAGCUAUUACCCAGGCAGCAGGCUAUGGCGAUGCUGGCACCAUACUGGAAUUUUUGCAAUUUACCUUUGCUCGCUAUCAGCUUGACAAGCAAUUGCUCGCCGAUCCUCGUAAUAACAUGCACUACAGGUCAUCAUGGUCUCAAACGUUUCUGCUAAAAACUCCAGGUGAGUACCCUACAGUUUCAAACCUGAAUGAUACACAAUUGAAACUGCUGGGAUUAUGGAUCGGUGGACUAUUCGGUGGUCAGGGUAUUGGUGAUGCUGCUCUCCAACCGUACGGUGAAGUACUAUCUAUCUUGCCCGCCUUGGUGGGACAGGUAGCAAGUGCACUCCAGCUUAAUGUCAUUAACCAGGAAACUCUUGCUCUGAGCUUGGAAUACUUUAUCCAGCCGGGCCUUACCCCACUGCUGGCUAUUAUUGUUGACCAAUUGUGCCAUGAUCUCUGGUUGCAGCACAGUCCCUUGGGCACGCUGCAUAUUGUUUCUGCCUUACUUCAGGUACUGCAGCGAGAAAACAGCCGGCCGGCCAUCAAGGUGGUGGGGGCUGUAGUACUACCCAAAAUUUCAGCCGCGUUGGCGUGGCCGGCCGUGUCUUCGCAUCCUGAUCCCGCCGUGGCUGCCGUAGCAAGAAACGCAAAGUCACUGGUUUCACAUCUUUAUCCGUCUCCCGCUGAACCCAAGCCAUUAUCCGGAUCAUUAGCGACCAAUGUAUCACAAACUGUUUCGGCGCUCCAGAGAUGGCAGGAGCGGUCUGUUGGCCUGCCAACCAUCAACCGCGGAGUGUUCAAGCGAGCGAUCCCCGUGCUGGGGCCAGAAGAAACGCGGAAACUAAUUGAAAAAGAAAGUAAAGGUGGCGCGGCGUCUACGGAGGUCGAGGUUGCGCUUUUGGUUGUGUACGGGUCGAUCGAGUUCGGCCAGUCGCAAAACAGAGACGUGCUCGAUGCCCCCGGGCGGGAGUCAGUGACCAAAAUCGCCCGCGAAUACGCCUCCAGAUUCAAGGAGGUGAUUGACUCGUCAUCGAGAGAAGAGGAGUCCAUGAUCAGCCAGACGGCCGGAGGAUCGCCCGGAUCGGCCGUUCCAGAGCAUGUGGCUCCCCAUACCGAGAUUGAUCUCGUGAACGAGCCAACCGGCAUUGUGCUGGAUCCGAUGGAGGGCGACUUCAGCUACGGAUUCGAUCUCGACACCGGGCCAAUGGACCUGGACGAGCUCGACUCUGCUAUGAACUUUACCGAUCUGCUUGAAUGA